AUGGAAUUAUUAACAUUAGAAUCAUUUAUUCAACAUUUAGAAUCAUUUGCUAAUAAAGAAUUAUUAACAACAACAGAAUCAAUUAAAUUACAAUUAAUAAUUACUGAAUUAUUAGUUGAUUAUUAUGUUGAUUUCAAAUUAUUACGAUUCUUAAGUAGAUUCUUAACUCAACAAACUUAUGAUGAAAUCAUAGAAGAAAGAAACAUAGAACAUCAAUGUGGUUAUAUUCUUUGUUCUAAUACCCCAAAACAAAUGGUUAGAAGAUUAUCCAUGAAUAGUAACGGUAUAACUAGUGCAAGUAUACAAGAUCCAGGUGCAUCUACUCAUUAUCAAAUAUCAAAUAGGAAACCUACUAUGAUAUUACCAAACACUUAUCUAUCUCAAUAUUGUUGUAAAGAACAUUAUCAAGCCCUGAUUUUUUAUAGAAAUCAACUUUCAAAUGAAGCUAUCUUUGCUAGAAAUAAUAUUAUGAUUAUUGAACCCUUUCCCUUGCAUUUACCUACUUGGUAUGAAAAUUCAAUUACUUGUUUAGAAGAAGUCAUUGCCAAGCAUAAAGAAUUAAAACAACAUGGAAAAUCCUUAUCUGAAGUCAUUGCUAUGAUGAGUGGGUUAUCGGUAGCUGAUCAUGAAACAAAUCAAGAAACAAAUGAUCUAGCUAAAUUGAUUGAAGAUUUUGAAAUCGUAGAAAAGGAAUCUAAUCUAGUUGGAGAUGCUCCUCGAGAUCCAUACUCUGCUGUUGGUGGUGUUCGUGGAGGAGGUGGUGUUGUUGUUCCUGAAGAAGAUGAUGAAGAGGAUGAAACUGGGAUGGCAAAUACAAUUGAGGGAUAUGUUACGAAUCAUAAAAGUUUUGGAGGUUAUGUAGUGUAA
Messenger RNA from Hemisphaericaspora subhashii, 867 nucleotides. Its product is annotated as RNA polymerase II subunit B1 CTD phosphatase. The transcript has a single exon. Lineage: Eukaryota; Fungi; Ascomycota; Pichiomycetes; Serinales; Debaryomycetaceae. Gene Ontology annotation, cellular component: nucleus; cytoplasm. The record is from RefSeq and is a predicted model, not a curated record. Bases 1 to 867 code for a protein of 288 amino acids. Gene Ontology annotation, molecular function: RNA polymerase core enzyme binding; RNA polymerase II CTD heptapeptide repeat phosphatase activity.